Molecule: messenger RNA, 387 nt
Organism: Camelina sativa (false flax)
Lineage: Eukaryota; Viridiplantae; Streptophyta; Magnoliopsida; Brassicales; Brassicaceae
Source: RefSeq, a predicted model, not a curated record
AUGAGUAAUCCCGACGAGAGAAAACUGAAUUCUGAGGAAGAGGAACAUGAAAGUUCUGACGACAGUGGCUAUCAGUCUGUUCUGGCCGUGCCGGUAUUGAGUCUCUCUGAAAGUUUUAAUGUGGAUGAAACCAUCCGUAAAGAAGCCGCCGCUGCGGCAAAACUUAUUGUUGAUGCUGCUAAAGAAGCCGCGGGGAAGAAGGAUCAACCUGUGAGUGGAAAAGGUGGCUUUGAUGGGGAUCCCAAAAAUAAGAUCAAACUCGGACGACCACGAGUCUUUGUGGAAGCUCUUGCCGGAGUGUCUGGAUCUACAGCCAUCGCUUCCACCAUGGACAAAGAGCCAAUUAAAAAGGCUAGAAAGAAAGGGUCGACGCAAUUGACCAACCCU